GCUGAGCCCGUUCGCCGAACUGCUGCUUUUAGCUCGGCCUUUGAGCUCGGGCUUUUCGCCGAACUACUGGCGAUGCAGGAACAUGAAGUCGCUUCAAGCUGAGGCAGUCGAAGAGCUCAAGCGCCUGGUGGGUCGUUUGGUGUAUAGCGGAGGUGCCCCUGCCAUUGCCUAUGAGGGCAGCAAGUACACUCUCCUCUACCGGGACUUUUUGAAGCGGAAGGACUUCUGCAUCGCCGCACGCUGGACGAUGGAACUGUUGGUUGUCCAGCUGAGCUCUCAGCGACUGCUCAGAGAUGGCAACAGGACUCUUCCAUGGGCCUAUUUCAUGGGAUUCUAUGGGACGGCUGCUGAGCCUUUGUCUCUGUUCUUCCGUCCGCUAGGACUCCAACUCUUUCAAACGCUCCUGUGGGGCUCUGGCCCCUCCUGGACGCAGGUGGCACGUGCAGGCUGGGGAACCUUUGCGCUCUUGUCCGCCCUGUCGAAGGACUUCCAGGAGCUGCUGACCCGCGCCGGUUCGGGUGAGAACACCUCCGUAGAGCACUGGAUGGACGAGGUGCAAAGGGAGUGCGUGACCGAGCUCGAGGGCAUUCUAACGGCGGCAUCUGCCCAUCUCAGCGUGAACCGAUCGGAGUCGUUGACCUGGCCUCAGCUCGAGCAGCACAUGGCCUUGGUCGAGGAGGUGCUCCGCCAGUGGUCCCGCGCCGCGCUCGCCCGGCAGUUGAGUGCCGCCAGCGUCCUGGCGCUGCUGCUGACGGAGGAGCGCAGCGUGGACUUCUGGCGAUUGGUUGAUGCCACCUUGCUCCCGGAGUAUGUGGAGCUUUGCUUGCCUCAAGCUACCAUGGAAACUGAAACCCAUCGGAGCGCCUGCGCCUUCGCCCACUGUCGCCGCCACCUCGCGCCGCCGCGGCGGCCCUUCUCGGGCGCCGGGCACGGCGCGAACGCCUCGGCGCGCACGGCGGUCUUCCGUGUGGAGCCGCAGCGAAGUCUGCUGAGCGAGAACCUACGGAGCGGGUGCCGAGUCACCUGUUCGCCGCGGGUGCUGCACGUGCUCCGCGCGGCGUCCCACGUGCAGCACGUGGGGCUUCAACCGCUUCAGCCCUUCCGCUACGUGGACGUGGGCGCGGCGCUGGGGGACUGCAUGAUCAUGGCCUCUGAUCUCCUCCCAGUCCUCGACGGCCUCUCCUACGAAGCGCUGCCCCUGCACGCGCGCCUCGCCCGCGCCACCCUCCGCUUGGCGCAGACGCAGCGCCCGACGCAGCGCCUGCGUCUCCGACCGCUGGCGCUGGGACGAGGGGACGUUAAGGAGAUUUCAGGCCAGGUCUUCCAUGGUGGCUUUGGCCAGGGCGUGCCGGGGGAGGUGCUGCGGAUCCGCAGCUCGACGCUGGACGCCCACCAUCGCUCCGCGGGAAUGGGUUCGAUCGACCUCCUCACCGUGUUCGUGAACCACGGAGAGAAUGCGGUGCUCGAUGGCGCCAAGAGCCUUUUGGGUGGCCUCCAUGUAGGCUGUGUUUUGGUGUGCACCUAUGGCUUUGCCAACUACACAAGAGAUGCCAUGGAUCGCUUGCAUUUGCUGGGCUAUGCGGCGGCCGGGAUGGUCUGGAAUGACGAGGGGCUGGGCUUUGAAUGGGUCAAGGCCUGCCCAGCGCCUUAUGGGGGUACUUGUUGCGACUCGCCAUUCUUCGCAUGGUGGGCGGAAAAAGAACGCUGCUUGGGGUUAGGACGUGCGCCCGCGAGUCAGACUGUGAGGACCCUUGGACCCAGGCCGCGGGUCUUUUUCCUCAUCCAAGUCGGUGAAGGGAGUUGGUUGUCUGACCAGCGCCUUCCAGUUUCCUAA
Durusdinium trenchii is the source of this 1834-nucleotide messenger RNA. The record is from the annotation of a GenBank genome assembly. NCBI's taxonomy places the organism in Eukaryota, Dinophyceae, Suessiales, Symbiodiniaceae.